Drechmeria coniospora is the source of this 2463-nucleotide messenger RNA. RefSeq names its product Pre-mRNA-splicing factor syf-1. Gene Ontology annotation, cellular component: post-mRNA release spliceosomal complex; Prp19 complex; U2-type catalytic step 2 spliceosome. Gene Ontology annotation, biological process: generation of catalytic spliceosome for first transesterification step; mRNA splicing, via spliceosome. Bases 1 to 2463 code for a protein of 820 amino acids. Gene Ontology annotation, molecular function: protein binding. The record is from RefSeq and is a predicted model, not a curated record. Lineage: Eukaryota; Fungi; Ascomycota; Sordariomycetes; Hypocreales; Ophiocordycipitaceae. The transcript is spliced from 3 exons.
AUGGGUGUUGCAGUAGAAGCUGUUGUUAGGCAAAUGGGACCUGAUUUGCAUGUUGUUGCCAGUGAAGACUCUGUUUACGAACAAGACAUCCUCCGUGAUGGGGCUAGUGCUAAGCCUUGGUUGACAUACAUCAACCUUAAACUUCGAAGCGGGACUAUUUUCGAGCAGAAUUUGGUCAUGGCACGCGCAUGUGCCCAGCUACCACGGUCGUAUAAACUCUGGAAGCUCUUUCUUAGCUUCAGGAUGAAGCACCUGGCCAAGCUGAAUCCUGUCAUAUUUGCGGCGGAGUUCAGGAAGGUAAACGCUCUAUUUGAGAAGUCCCUCACCCUUCUUCACAAGAUGCCACGAAUUUGGGAAAUGUAUCUCCAAUUUCUCAUGCAGCAACCUGUUCUCACGAUCACACGACGAACCUUUGACCGAGCACUGCGAUCGCUUCCAUUAACACAGCACGAUCGUAUUUGGACCCUUUAUCUCACCUUUGCCAAUGCUGCUUCUAGUGAGACAGCUGUUAAGGUUUGGAGACGAUAUGUGCAGGUGCACCCAGAAGAUGCCGAAGACUUCAUCGAACUACUAGUGGGAACCGGCGCAUACACAGAGGCUGGGAGACUAUUCAUUGACCUACUCAACAACUCACGCUUUUCUAGCAAGCACGGAAAGGCUCAUUACGAGCUUUGGAGUGAGAUGAUUGAUAUACUGGUAGAGAAUGCGCCAGAAAUAGACACGGAGCACGAAACGGGGCUGAAUGUUGAACGCAUAAUUCGAAGUGGAAUUGCCCGAUUUACCGAUCGGAGAGGUAAACUCUGGUGCGGUUUGGCUACUUACUGGAUUCGGCGGAGCAGUUUCGAACGAGCUCGAGACACGUUCGAAGAAGGCCUGACGACUGUAAUGACGGUCAGAGACUUCACCCUUGUCUUCGAUUCCUACGUGGAAUUCGAGGAAUCAGUUAUUGGUACCCUUAUGGACGUUACAUCCGUCCGAGCUGAAAAGGGAAUACCGGACGAGGACGCAGACUUUGAGCUUGACCUUAGGAUGAUGCGCUUUGAACAUUUGAUGGAUCGCCGCCCCUUUCUUCUCAAUGACGUUCUCUUACGCCAGAACCCGAACAAUGUUCUCGAGUGGGAGAAGCGAGUAGCGCUCUGGGGCGAGAACAAGGCAGAGGCAGUGCAGACCUACACUGAUGCAAUUGCCGCCAUCAACCCGAAUCGAGCAUUAGGGUCCUUUCACUCUCUUUGGGCCAAUUACGCUCGGCUCUACGAAAAAGGCGGCGAUUUACGGAAUGCACGAGUAGUCCUGGAGAAGGCUGUUAAGGUGCCCUUCAAGUCGGUCAGUGAGUUGGCAGACAUGUGGGUCGAAUGGGCAGAAAUGGAGCUCCGCAAUGAGAAUUUCGACGACGCGGUUCGAAUAAUGGCAAAGGCUGUCCAAGCCCCCAGAAGAUCUACCGUGGACUACUUCGACGAGACGCUAUCCCCGCAGCAGCGAGUGCACAAGAGUUGGAGGCUUUGGAGCUUUUAUGUGGACCUCGUGGAAAGUGUAUCCACAUUGGAGGAGGUGCGCAAGGUCUACGAGAGGAUAUUUGAGCUUCGGAUCGCCACGCCACAGACAGUGGUGAACUAUGCCAACCUUCUGGAGGAGCACCAGUACUACGAGGAGUCAUUCAAAGUGUACGAACGUGGCCUGGACCUUUUCAGCUACCCUGUGGCCUUUGAGCUGUGGAACUUGUAUCUGACGAAAGCUGUGGACCGCAAAAUCGGCAUGGAGCGAUUGAGAGACUUGUUUGAGCAAGCAGUCGAAAACUGUCCGCCUAAGUUUGCCAAGAUCAUCUAUCUGAUGUACGGUAAUCUGGAGGAGGAACGAGGUCUUGCGCGUCACGCCAUGCGCAUAUAUGAGAGGGCAACACGAGCUGUUGCAGAUGAGGAUCGUGCCGAUAUGUUCAUCUUUUAUAUUACCAAGUCUGCGUCCAACUUUGGUCUUCCCUCGACGCGACCGAUCUACGAAAGAGCUAUCACGUCUCUCCCGGAUCUAGAGGCCAAGGGCAUGUGCCUCAAGUUUGCAGAUAUGGAAAAACGGCUGGGAGAAAUCGACCGGGCGCGAGCAAUCUACGGUCAUGCCUCGCAAUUUUGCGACCCCAGAACAAAUGCCGACUUCUGGACCAAGUGGGAGCAAUUCGAGGUGCAACAUGGCAAUGAGGAUACCUUCAAAGAAAUGCUGCGAAUCAAGCGGAGUGUUCAAGCGCAGUACAACACGGACGUCAACUUUAUCGCAUCUCAAGCCUUAGCUCGGAGCCAGCAGCGAACCGACACCCGCAACGAGAUGUCGGAUGUUAUGACGAUGUCAGAAGCAUCUGAAAUCGAUGUGAAGGUACCGGAGGGGUUCGUAGCUUCUAGUUCUGCGCCAGCAGGAGGUACCGGGGUGCAAGCUGCAUCUGACUUGGUACCGAACCCGGAUGUGAUUGACCUUGAUUGA